This is a messenger RNA of Girardinichthys multiradiatus, 5919 nucleotides long. RefSeq names its product PHD finger protein 20-like. Gene Ontology annotation, biological process: regulation of transcription by RNA polymerase II. The transcript is spliced from 18 exons. Bases 638 to 2914 code for a protein of 758 amino acids. Gene Ontology annotation, cellular component: nucleus; NSL complex. The record is from RefSeq and is a predicted model, not a curated record. NCBI's taxonomy places the organism in Eukaryota, Metazoa, Chordata, Actinopteri, Cyprinodontiformes, Goodeidae.
UAAUGUGAAUUCAUGCACAGGUUGGAUAUUUUUUGAAGGCUUCUCCAACAGCAGCGGAGAGUCAAACCUACAGCUUUUUCUUGUGACUGAGAUGCUUCAUCUCAGCUAAAGCUAACUGUUAGCUGUUAGCUCAUCUAUUCAAAGUCAAUGAAGAACCAGUCCGCCCAGCUGCACAGCUUUUAUACAAACUUCCCGCAUUUGCUUUUAAAUGUAGUUAAAGUGUAGCAGCAAGUUUUUGUGAAUAACUCUGAGCUGCCAGCUGUAGUUUUACGCUAACAACAGAUAGCAUUAGCUUUUAGCCGCUGUCAAAUAUCUGAGGAUCUGGGAGGCGGGUCUUGCUUUCUACUGACAGCUCUACAGGCCAGUCAGCGCCCGCGGCUGGGAGGCGUGUCUUUGUUUUUAAUUGUACACGCUUUUAAUUUCAUUUCUGCCUUAUUAUACCUGGGGAAUCUGAGCUAGAACAAUAUAACUGUUCUAAAACAAAAGGAUGAAAUGUUGGCCGGGGUUCGGUACUGGUGGGGUUUGACGGCUGUCACUCAGGAAGUUGUUCUACAAACAGCUACAUCUGCUGGACGACUGCGAGAACUAAACUACAAACAUGGAUUCAAUAUUUAAAUAACGAAUAUACCAAAUAAAGAUGAAGACUCCACCAGACAGGUCGGGAAUCACCUUUGAAGUCGGUGCUCAGCUAGAGGCUCGAGAUCGGCAGAAGAACUGGUAUCCUGCUACUAUCGAGAAGAUCGACUACGACAAAGAACGGGUUCUGGUCCACUACCGCCAGUGGAGCCGUCGACACAACGAGUGGUUUCACUGGAGCUCGCCAUACCUUCGCCCACUGGAGCGCGUCAGCCUAAGGAGGCAGGGCCUGAACCCGACGCAGACUCAGCCGGUGUUUGUUCCGGGCUCCAAGGUUCUGGCCUGUUGGACGGACUGCCGCUUCUAUCCGGCAAAAAUCCUCAAAGUCAACAAAGACGAAUCCUGCACGGUUCGGUUCUAUGAUGGCGUGGUUCAGACUGUGAAGCCUACGAAGAUAAAACCUUUCCAGGAAAAGUCAAGAUCUGAGAAGAGCGCAGUUGGGAGCGAAGGAUGGGAGGAGGGGGAGAGUGAGGAGGAGGAGCAGGAGCCUGGAGGAGAGGGAGGCGAGGAGCCGCAGGAGGAGGAGGAGGAAAAGGGAGAAGAAGGGGAGACAUCAGAGGAGAAGGAAGGAGCUGAGGAGGAAGAGAGUACGAAAGCAGAACCUUCAUCUUCCCCUCCACCAGCGAAGAAGAAAACAGAAAACAACAGAAGUGAUGGAGUUCAGAAACAACCAAUCACAGCUGACUCCACCCUGGCAGCUGUUCCUAAUCCCGCCCACAUCGAUAAAGAUGUCCUGAUGGAACGUCAGGCUCACCUUCCCACCACUCACAAGUUCAGCAGAGAGCCACUCUACAGGGUGAUAAAGAACCAGCCGCCUCCUAUUCUCUCCAUCGAGCUGGACCACAACCCCUUUAAGUGUCCGGCCCCCGGCUGCUCCAAGUCAUUCAGGAAGGCCAGUCUGCUGCACUACCACAUCAAAUACUACCACUCAGACCAGCUGGACGCAGGCGGAGAGCCCGAAGCUUCCAGGAGGAAGAGGUCGUCUUCGGAAGGAGGUGAUUUCCCAUCCAGCAAGAAGGCCGACAUCCAGACCAGCAGCUGUCAGCGCAACAACAGAGAGCAGAGCAUCAUUGGAACUGAGCUGAAGAAGGACGAGAGGAAGGAGAAAGGAGAGAGGAAGCACUUCCUACGAGUCAAACUAAGGAAGAAGAAAAAGAAGAAGAAGAAGAAGAAAAGUCAGUCAGGUGGGUCAGGUGCUACAGCUGUACCUACCUGUGUUUGUCUUGUUUGCUCUGACUGCCCAGCAGGAUUCGGCAGCAGCGAAGAUGAGCCACCAGACAGACCACCCAUCACUCUGAAGCUUUCACACUCGCAUGCGGACGACGGCAGUGAUUGGUCGACACUAACAGCUGAAAGCGGGGAGGACACGUCGUGGCCUGUAGCUAUGGACACGGAUGAUGGUGAAGUGGUGAGGUGCGUGUGUGAGGUGGACGAAGAGAACGACUUUAUGAUUCAGUGUGAGUCAUGUCUCUGCUGGCAGCAUGGCACCUGUAUGGGUCUAUAUGAACACAAUGUUCCUCACAACUACAUCUGCUACUACUGCAGGCAAACCUCAGGAUGGAGGCGAGCCCAGCGGAUCCUCUCAGAACCUGAUUUUCUGAUCUCAGGUCACAUGUUUGGCCUGUCAUGUGUGAAGGAGAACUACUCGGAGAUCAACGCCUCAAAGAUUUCCCACACCAGCCACCUGUUGGACCAGACACACACCCUCCAUCAGGUCCUCAGUGGGCUGCAGCUGAAGAUCAGCUUGUUACACUCUUCCUCCCACCCUGACCUACAGCUGUGGAGGUCAACAUGGAGACAGGAAGAGGCGUUGAAGCUGACAUCAAGCCAGAAAGAUGAGCCUCCCAUCUGUUAUGUCAGCAGUGAACACUGCUACCAGAAACCAGAGGCAUCAUGGGAAACGGCUGAGGAGAAGCUGAUGAUGGGAGAUGCCAAGGAGAAGGUCACCAGCACUGUGACCCACUCAGACAGCCACCUCAUCCUCAGCAUAAAACCAGAGAACCACACGGAUGACGAAGAACCCACCCACAGACAGACGUCAGUGUCUGUGGCUCAGUGUCGGCUGAACCUCCUGGAGCACGUUGAGGUGCUCCAUCAUCAGAUCAGCGCCAGGAUGGACCUCAUCGAGCGGGAGCUGGACGUUCUGGAGUCUUGGCUGGACCACUCAGGAGAGCUGGAGCCUCCGGACCCUUUGUCCCGCCUCCCGCAGCUCAAACAGCGAAUCAGACGUCUGCUGAGUGACCUGUGCACAGUGAGGCGUCUGGCGGUCUGCCGCUGACCUCUGAUCUGGAGCGUUUGAUGAUGAUAAAGUUCAGUCCUCUGAGGGAGAAACUUUAGGAAGCGAGUUGAAAGCGUAACACUCUGUGAGUUGUUUCUGUUCUGUCCCUGCUGGAAAAACAUUUUUCUUUAAAUUGACUGAACUGGGUCCCGCAGGACUCCACGCUGUGUCCACUGGUCGGCUGCUUGACAUCAGUAACUUUAGCCGGUUACCGACACACAGAGAGGAGUUAGUUUAGUUCAAACAUGAACACAGAUCAUUUUAGAAGUCAGAUUUUGUAAUUGCACUAAUGUUAAUACAAACUGUAAUUACUCCUGUUUUGUAAUUUCAAAAGAAAAAUGAGUGUUUUAAAGUUUGUUCAAACCACAAAGUGUUUUUUUCCCAGCAGAUGUUUCUAGAAACCAGCAGCAGUUUUAUCCGUCUGAGUUUCAUUUUUAUCCCCAGAAACUUAAUUUCAUCCCGUUGAAGCCGAUGCUGUUCUGGCUGUUAAACCUGCACUCCUGGCUGAUGGCCUGCAGGGGGCGACUCCUGUCAGUACAGCAAGAUUUCUUCGUUUAUGGUUUAAUGUUCUCUUGUUACACCUGUUUUUAAUCAGAACGAUGCUCAUUCAGUGAAUAUAGGCCAGAUUUAGCGGGUCACCGGAGCAGAUGCUCCCGCUGUGUCUACUGGGACAUUUCCUGCUUACACUACAACCCACUGAGCGACAACCUCGGUACCUCUGGUCCUGUAUGAGCACACAGGUGUAAGAUCCAUCAGAACAAGACAAAUAAACCAGACAAAACUCCUGAGGUGGAGGAUCAGGAAGGAUUCUAUGUGUGGGAUUUGUAGUUCAAUUGGACUUUCUAAGGAAAGAUGGAGGAUCAUUUAACCUGAAUUAUUCCACCUGAAUCCUGUUGUUUCAUGCAGGGUUCUAUCCUUACAAAGCAAGGAGGAGCUCCUGAGGUCUGGGGUGGGCCUGUAAAGACUUGAUUACAGCAGAGUUUAUCCAGCCCUGAAGGUCUCUGGAAAAACUGUGUUUUCCAGUCAAGGAUUGGGCAUUGUAUCAGCCACCUAAUAAAUUAUGCCUGUACUGGCCUCAUAAGCACGCACUGGCCCAAUGAUCAAUGUGGGGCGUCUGGUACCGGCUCACGGCUCCUGUGGUUCUGCCAGCAGUUUGCCUCAGAGCAGGCAGCUCAGACCUCAUCAUCUGAUCCGAGGAAACUGCCCUCCAGAGCAAGAUCAGAUUUUUAUCAUAUGAAGUGUACACUUUUACUUAUUAUCUGGUAUUUGGAUUUUCCACCUCGACUUUGCCUUCUUCAAAGUAACCAAUUUGGAGAAGGCAACAUGGUAAACAUUUCCAACACCUUUUCCUUGUUUUAAAGUGAUUUUUAUUGUUAUUUUUAGCUUUUUAAGGUGCAAUAACCUGAUUACAGAAGUGUGUCAUAAACUAAGCCCACGUUGAAACACCUUUUGAUGCAAUAUUAGUUGUCAGUUCACUUUUAUUUAUAUAGCACCAAUUCACAACACAUGUCGUCUCAAGGACUUUACAAAGGUCAGGUUCAGGUCAGGUUCAUACAUAACCACUGAUCAUUAUUAACCAGUUUUUCCCAACAAGACUGAAUACAGACACUGAACCAAAAGAUGGCUCAUCAGGGUUUUAGUUUGUGCACACACUUUGUUUUUUAUUUAAAUAUAGAAAAAUGAUUCAUCACGGUCUCAUUUUUACCUCCACUCAAACACCUGACCUUUGACCAGGGCUUGGAGAGUUGCUUUAAAUACAGAAAGAAAACUGUUGAUUACUUUGCACAGAAAUUGAGACUCUUGCAAAUCUUCUUAAGUCUGAUCCCACAGUUAUUUGGUAAUAAUCUGGUAACAUCAAAGUUUACAUAAAGAUAAACUGAGGAAUAUGGAGCAUAUUAAUAAAAGCUUUAUUAAUGCAGUAAAUACUCUGAAAUCCAUAAACCCAUCCUGGUUUUGAGGAAGGCAUGAGGAACAAAAGCUUCCAAGCCUUUGCCUGUAUGCGCAAAAUGAAGCAGAUCUGCAAGUCGAUGCACCAGAUCUAUACAGAGAUGCAGGAGGCCUCAUCCAUCUCAGUUCAGUCGACUAUUACCCGCCCUAUAUCUGCAGACCUCUGGUUUUCAUUCCAGCUCUGUACCACAGAAUGAAAUGAUGCUGGAUGACCUUGAAGAAGUUGACUUGUUGCUCAUUGAGGCACUUCUAUAGGAGAUCCAACAGUAAACAUUCAGUCUGCUAAAACCAACUAAAGCCUGUUUGUAUAUCGGUAAAAUUUCAGUUCUGUGAUAUCUAUUUAAAUGAAUGCUUAUAAGUUAUAUUGAAGAAAAUGUCUAUAAUCAGCAUUGACUGCUUUUAAAGCUCCCAGCUCGGUCCCAGUCUGGUUUUAUGUUUGACUAGUUAUAUCUUAUUUAGAUCAGUGCUUUGUAAUGUUUUUUCUCUGAGGAAACAAAUUCAGUUUUCACUCUCACAGUUUUAGCAUCUUUUGAUUAUUUUAACAAAAUUCAAGCUUCUUUAUUUCAGUUUAGAGUCCAGCAAAGAAAACUGCUGGUGCUCAUUGACAUGGUUCAUGUCCCCUUUAGAGUCCUGCACUGGUUUCAGUUGGAAUACCAGCAGCUUUAAAAUGUUCAAGUGUUUAUCUGAAUGUUUUUAUGCUUGUAUAAUAAACUAACUGUAAAAACCUGUAGAUUUAUUUUGAUAGACUGCUUUGAGUCCGAGAGGGGCUGUUUUUUGAGAAAGGAAAGUAGAUUUUUCCUGGAAAAUGUAUUUUAACACUUUCUUCCACAUGUUUUCCUGCUUGUUUUGACUUGAUUAAUGUGUCCUCUCCUCAGUCAGUAGUUUAGACAUUUGAUCACCAGGACUGUGGAGCUCUAGAUGUUCCUCAUUAACUCGUUUAUCAGAGACUGAAUCAGUAAACUCGCUGACGUUUCUCUGUUAAUUUGGUUUCAAGCUGGAAGAAAGGUUGUUUUGUUUCAAACAGAGAUGUUCCGUUAAAUAAAAAUGUUAAAACAUUA